CUCUGAUUCGAUGCUGAAUGGAGAAUUUUAGCAAUACUGCUUUCACUUUUCGCCAUUGCCUGGGUUUUCCUGUGCCAAGAACUGCAACGCGGACGAACAAGACAAACAGAAGACAGAGCACCACCAACCAGCCAGCGUCACCACGCCGCCGCGAUGAGUGAUCCACGCGCGGUGCUGUCGAGCGACGAGGAGGAUGAGGUGCCAGAGACGCAGGCUCCCAUGAGCAACGGGUCGAAGAACAAGAAGGCAGGAGAAGGAGGUGGCAGCCUCUUGGCAGAUUACCGCGACGAUGACUAUGGCGAUGACGAGGACGAGGAUGAGGACGCGGACAUGGACGAGGACGAUGAGGACGAAGACGACUAUGACGACGACGAGGAUGACUACGCCUCGGCCAAGCGCCGCAAGAACACUGGCGGCCGGCGCCCACGCAAGCGCAAGAAGGCGAGCGGCCGUGACUUUAUCGACGAAGCUGAGGUUGGCGACGAAGAAGAAGAAGUGGAUGAUGAUGAGGCUGAGCUGCACAUGCCGGAAACGGCAUACGACCGCAUGGCCGAGAAACACUGGGCCACCACGCAGCAGAAGCGCCAACAGCGCGGCGAUGUCCUGGCGGAAAUGGAGAAGCGAUACAGAGAACAGGCGCAGAGGUACGAGGAGGCGUCUGCCGUGUCGCAGGGGGCGGGCGCCGCCAUGGCCGAGGACCUCGACGACUUUAUCGAGCGCGACGAAGAGCCUGGCGCAAUGAUGGGCGAGGAGGAGGCCGGCAUCUCCCUUGCAGAGCCCGAGAUUCAGCCUACAAAGGAUGACCCGAUUGUGUGGGCGGUGCGGUGCAAACCCGGCGGUGAGCAGGAAGCGGCGAUCAAGCUGAUGCGCAAGGCAAUGCAGGCCGCCAUGAAGGGCGAACCCCUCGCUAUCAAGAGCGUCAUCGGAUACAGGCAGCAGCGGGUUGUUGGUGGGCGGUCGUACAUCUACGUGGAGGCGUACAGCAGAGAACACGUCAAGCACGCAAUUGCUGGCAUUGAGGAGCUUGUGUAUGGGCAGUGGACGCAGGAGCUGGUGGAGAUGGAGGCACGCCCCGCCCUCCUGCGCGUCAAGAAGAGGAAAAUCAACGUGAAACCGAACCAGUGGGUGCGGAUUAAGCGCGGCAUCUACGCCAACGACCUCGCAAAGGUUGUGCGGGUGAAUGCGACGGUUGACCCGCCGCGCGUUGAGGUGCACCUCGUCCCGCGCAUCGACCUCACCCCGCAGCGCCGCAAGAAGAAUGCGCGCAAGUUCCGCCCGCCCCAGCGCCUCUUCAACCGCGAUGAGAUUGACCAGGCCAUCCCAGACGCGGAGGUGAUGUGGGACAGCUUGCGUGACGAGUACCGGUUUGAGAACAACGCGUACACGGAGUCUGGAUUCCUCAUCAAGCGCAUCCCCAUUUCGGGCGUGCUCACCUCGGCUAUCAAGCCGACGCUUGAAGAGCUGUCGAUGUUUGAGAUGACGGAGGAUGCGCACGUGGAGAUGGAGCUGCCUGACGAGCCCUCGCUCCAGCCCGCAUUCGCUGUUGGCGAUCGCGUCGAGGUCGUCGGCGGUGACCUCAAGAACCUCACAGGUGAGAUUCUGUCCAUCAACGCGAGUUCGCAGCAGGUGGAAAUCCGGCCCGACAGCGACGAGCUCAAGAAGACGGGCAUUACGCGGAUCCCGUUGCCCAUCUCGGAGGUGCGCAAGGCGUUCCACAUGGGCGACCAGGUCAAGGUCAACCACGGCAGAUACAAGGGCGAGACCGGCCUUGUUCUUCGUGUGACGGAUGACUUCGUCAGCGUGCUCUCCGAUCUCUCCCUCAAGGAGAUUCGCGUGCUUGCAAGCGAUCUUGAGAUGACGACGACGGUGGCGUCUGGCCGCGACGUGCUCGGGCAAUUCCGGCUGCACGAUCUGGUGCAGUUCAACAACGCCAACGUCGUCGGCUGCAUCAUCCGCAUCGAGAACGAACAGCUCAAGAUCCUUGACCAGCGCGGGCAGGAGCGUGAUGUGCGCCCGCAAGAGGUGCGGCCGCGCCAGCGCCGCGGAUCACCACAGGCGCUCGACAAGCACCAGAACGUCAUUGGCACGGGCCUCAGCGUCAAGGCCGUCGACGGGCCAAACAAGGGCCGUGAGGGGAAAGUGCUGCACAUCCACCGACGGUUUGUGUUUGUGCGGCAGCCGUCCAUCCUUGAUCGCGGCGGCAUCUUCGUCGCAAAUGCAAACCACCUUCAGGUUGUUGGCGCGUCGACCCGCCCCGCUGCAAACAUGACGGGUGCAGAGUCGCCGCGUGCCGUGCUCAGCCGGUCGACGGGCGGCGCUGCCCCUCGCGGUGGCGGCGGUCGUGGUCGCGGGGGCCGUCCGCGCAGGGACCCGCUCUUCCACAAGCUCGUCAUCGUCACCAGCGGGCCGCACAAGGGCAAGCAGGGCAUUGUGAAGGAUGCGACACCAACAAAUGCGCGAAUCGAGCUGCAGAGCCUUUGCCGGACAAUCACCGUCGAUCGGCAAGCCAUCAAGGAGGCUUCCACGCUCAACCGCGCCACCACCUCCCUCUCAACCCCGUUUGGCGGACCUCAGAUGGGCGGUGUUCAGCACGGUGCACAGACGCCGCUGUACGGCGCACAGACACCGAGCUAUGGCGGAUCCCGCACGCCACACUACACGGGAUCAGAGACGCCGCGCCUUGGCGCGGAGACGCCUGGCAGCCGCACACCCGGGUACGACUACAACGACUCUGCGUGGAACCCCAACGUGCCCAACACCCCUGCCCCGGACACACCCGCCGGGAGAAGCCCUGCCUUCCAGCAGACGGCCGAGUGGGACGUGUCCGAUGUCACCAGCGAACCGGCGAGCGUGCGUGCGGAGACACCCCACGCUGGGCCUGCCACCCCUGGGCAGCCGAACACCCCGGGAGACAGGAGCUACAACGCAGCCUUCACCCCGGCAUGGGAGUCAGGAUACAGUGGAUCCACGCCAACCGCAGGAACGCCAGGCUUUGGUGCGCCAGCAACACCUGGCACGGGCUCCACCCCUGGCAUGCCACCCGCCACCCCCGGCACACACAUGCCUGCAACGCCCGGGGAGGCAGUCGGCACGAGCGGUGCUGGCGGUGCGCCGUGGCUCGUGCCAACCGUCUCCGUCCGCGUCGUCUCGUCCGGGCAGCAGGGCACGAUUUCAAAUGUUGACGGCGGCAGCGUCUCUGUUGCGCUGGAUGAUGGCAGCGCCACCACCGCCCCCGCCGAGGACCUUACGCCCAUCGACCCCGUCAAGAACGACCGGGUGUAUGUGAUGGAAGGCGACCAGCAGGGCAUGCGUGGCAUGCUCGUCAGCAUCGACGGCGUGGAGGGCGUCGUCAAGUUCUUUGAUCCACCUUCGCUGAAGAUUAUCCCCAUGGCCCAGCUGACGCGCUGCGCUGCCGACGCUGCCGCCGCUUAACGAGCACCUCCCCUAUCUCCUUCACCCCUCAUGCUUGUUUGUUGCUGAUGGCGCUAUUGUUUGCUGUGUUGUGUGAUGUGUGCGUGUGAUGUGUGCGUGUGUGCGUAGUGUGUGUGUGUCAUGUGUGUGUGUGUGUGCUAUGCGUCACCGCCAUACACACAAGCAAGCAAG
This is a messenger RNA of Salpingoeca rosetta, 3603 nucleotides long. RefSeq lists its product as uncharacterized. Gene Ontology annotation, cellular component: DSIF complex. Bases 154 to 3432 code for a protein of 1092 amino acids. Gene Ontology annotation, biological process: regulation of DNA-templated transcription elongation; regulation of transcription by RNA polymerase II; transcription elongation by RNA polymerase II. Gene Ontology annotation, molecular function: mRNA binding. NCBI's taxonomy places the organism in Eukaryota, Choanoflagellata, Craspedida, Salpingoecidae. The record is from RefSeq and is a predicted model, not a curated record. The transcript is spliced from 33 exons.